AUGAUUUUUUAAAAUUCAAUAGAUUAUGAAGAUUUUAACUUAUUAGAUGUUGAUAUUUCCUAUAAGAAAAUAAAAAACUUUCAAGACAAUAAUGAGAUGAUAAUCUUGAAUGAAUCACGAAUCUAAAAGGUAUAAGGACAUUAAUGAAUAUAUAUAGAAAAAUCAAAAUACUUAAUGGAUUGAAUGUUUAAGUGAUUUAGAAAUAGAAUUAAAAGCUUUACUUUCUGAUAGAGUUUCCAAUAUACUUUAUUUAGAAUAAUAUUUAAAUAAUAGUUUAUAGCCAUUCAUUAUAUUUAUUUUGAACAAAAUGUAUAAAUAAUUACAAUCAAUUAGAAUAUAUGAUGAGAGAAGAUUGAAAUUGUAAUGCUAUCUAAAUGAGAUCCUUAUGUUAGUUCAGAAAUUGGUUAUCAAAAUUUGGAAAUCGCAUCCAAUUUUAGGAUUGCAACUCCUUAAAGAAAUUCAUAAUCAUAAUCUCUAAGCUUUUGAUAUUACUUUUUAUAAUAGUCAAAUAUCCGAUUUGUAAGUGUAUAAAUCUGGCAUUAAUUAAUUCUAUAAUGAAAGAUUACAUUAUAGUCUUUUAAAUUAAGCAGAGAUGUACAUAGAUGAAUAAGAAAACCAUUAUUUUUAUCCACUUAAAGAUGAGAUUCUCAAUUCAGUCUACUAAUCCAAGGGUGUGAUACUCUUCUCCCCAUUUCAACGUAUGCAAAUUCAUUACUUUUAUAAGAAUGGUGGUAUUGAUCUAUUAAAUGAUUCAUUUAAUAAUUUCAAUCUCAAACAAAUAGAUAUCUUAUAUAUUUAAUAAUAUUUUAAAGAACAUAUUGAUAGAGAUUUCUAUCUCAAUAACUUUUAGCAAUUAAAUUUUUAGGAAUUAGCUUUUAAAUUAUCUGAUGAAGAUAUUAAAAACUCUACAAAAGAAACUCUUAACUAAUUGAUUUCAUGUAUGCUUCCAAAUUCAAUUUAUUCUUAAGAAAGAUAAACAUAAUAAACUUAAUUUGAAAUGACUAUUCAUUUAUUAUGUCUCCGUUGUUCCUCACUUCAAAAGCGUAUUUAUGGUAAUCUAAAUCAAAUUAUUUUAUUAGGAUUGAAAUUCUUUUCUGAUCAAAUCAAUACUCUUUAGUAUCCAUUUAAAAGUCAAAUGAUCUUAAAAUUUUUAAUUGAAAAUUAAGUAUUCCAAGAUUUAUUUGGAGAAAAAACACAUUUUUAAUUAAUCAAAAGAUCAUUUCCAAUUGUUAAAUUUCUAUAUUUGAAUAAAAGUAUUAAAAGUGAAGAAUUGGUAACUAUUUUAAGAUUGGCUAGAGGUAAACAUGAAAUUUGGAUACAUAGUAUAUCAACAGUUUUAUAGGAUCUUGCAGAAAUAUUAAAUUUAGAAGAUAUAUAGAUUAUGUUGUAAAAUCUUAAAUCUAAUCCAAUUGGUAUAGAUGGUCUAAAUUUUAUAAAGAGUUUAGGUAAAAAUGAAUGUUUAAGAGGUUGUAUCAAUAACCAAGACUGUCAAGUAAUUGAUAAUAAAUAUAAAAAAUAAAAACUCAAUUCUUAAGAUGGCUAUAAGGUGAUUUUAAAUGAUCAUCAAGAAAUCAAUUCUUAUAAAGACAGAAUAGAUGAAUCACAAUAAAAAAAUCUAUUUCUAACUAUUUAAAAUUAAAUUGUAGAAUAUUUACUUAGUAUUGUUCAAGAGUAAUCUAAAACUAUUAUUGGUUAAACAGCAUUUGAUAUUGCAAUUGAACUUAUUUGUUAUUAAUUUUAAUGUCUGAGAAUUCAAUAUUUAAUAUUUGCUAUUGAAGCUUUGAAUUCAGAUUAAACUUAAUUAUCAAUUUAUCAUUAUUUUAAUAUGAUUUAAUCAAUCAUAUAAACUUCAUAUCCUAUUGAAAAUUAUAGGAACUCUACUUAAGUAUUUAUUUGGAUGGAAUAGACAUUUGAUCUUAAAUUAAAUUUUUUAAAAUUAAUUAAAAGAGAGAAAUUAAAAUGUCUCUUAAAAGAACAGAAUGAAUAUUUGUAGGUGAUGACUUUAUGUAUUAAUUUUUAUGAAUUUUUACAUCAGGAUAGUAAAAUUAAACAAUAUGAAUUAUAAUUAUUGUGGAAAUUGUUUGUAGAAAAUGCUAGAUGUCUUGAAGAAAGGGAUAUAUUUUUUGAUUACUCUUUUCGAUAAUCAAAUUUAGAAUAAGAUUCUAUGGAAUGGUUGUUAUUUAAAAUUAUCAAAUAAUAAUAUUAAUCAUAAUCUAUGCUUAGAUGUUUAAUCAAAUUAAUUCUUCAUUUUAAUAUACUAUACAAAGUAAUGAAAUCUAAUAAUGAGAAUGAAUACCGAUUAUAAGAAUCCAAUAUGAUAGGACUUAAUAUAUUGUGGAAAAUAUUUCACACUCAAUCUGAAUUAUACGAGUAAUUAUCUGAUUUUUUCAUCAAAUUGUUAAAGAUGUAAUAAAACCCAUAAAUCUUGAAUAAUCUUAAAUAAUAAUAUUUAGCUGAACUGUUUUCAUGUAUUCAAAAUCCUACAUCUAUUAAAUUAGUGAUUCAAUUAUUGGAAGAAUUUGAAGGAUUAAAACUUAUGGAUCAACAAGAUAAAAUCUUAAUUACCAUCUUUAAUGCGUGUUCAAAUGCUUUGAAUCCAAAAUAAUAAGAAAUUCAAUUAUCAAGUAAUUUACAAGUUUACUAAGCCAAAUAAAUUAUUGGAUAAAAAUUGAAUCCCUGGAUGAUACCAGAUGAUUUUGAUAUAUUUUGUAAAGGCAUUUUGUUUCAAGAUCAAAAAAAUCUUAAAGAUUAUAAAGUCAGCUCCAAACUAACAUUAUAAAUAUCAGAUAAAUAAAUUUUUUAAAAUGAAAAUGAAAUACCUUAACAACAAGAUUUAGAUGCAUAUGAAAAAGUAAAAAAGAUUUAAGACAUUGUGAAUAUACAAAAUUAACAAUUUAUAUUAUCAGUCUUAAAAGAUAAGAAUUGGGAAGUAGAUUAGACAGUCGAUGAACUUUUAGAUCGAGGUGAAUAAUUAUUUAUUGAGUAUCGAUAGAAAAAUAUCAAAGUCAAAACUAAAAAAUCAAAUGAGACUAGUUCUUCUUUUGCAUUCCUAAUCUCAAAUUAGUAUAUUGAAUAAUUGUUCAAUCUGCUCAAUUAAGAAAAUUAAUAACUUAAUGAAAAGAUUUGGAGCAUACUGCAAGUGAUUCCUAGCAAUUAAAAUGUUUAUAAAUUGAUUGAAAAUUCUUAGAAUGAUUGGAGCAACUUAUUAAUUGUAGAUAAUAAAUAUCGGUUAUAAUACCAUUUACAAAUACUCAAAGAAUAAUUGUCUUGUGAUUGUGUAGAAGAUUAAGAUAAUUAUAAUAUUUUGAGAGACAAUUUCUUAUCGAAAGGAGGUUUGCAAUUAUUAUUGAACAAUUUCUAUUAUCCAAAAGAAAUUGUACUCAUUAUUUUAGAAAUAUUUUAAAUGUAUCUGAAUAGUUAUGCUAUCAACCAACUUUAAGACAAUGACUAUAUUCAUCUUCUCAAACUAAAAUCUACAAAAAAAAUUGCUAGUUUAUUUCUUACAUAGGAUUACUUAUAAGAUAAUGAAAUAUCAUUUUUUAAAUCUUAAAGCUAAUUAUUCUCUUCAAUAAAACUUGAAAUUUCGAUUAACUGGGAGAAUCUUUUGGAGAAUUUAUACUAAAGAAUAGGUAUUGAAUAAUGUUAUACAAUGAUCCUUUGUGUUCUUUAGGUUAAGCCAUAUCUAUUGAAAUAAUAGAUUCCAAUCAAUUAGUUAGUUGUUUUGUUGACUAAUGAAUCUUCAGAAUAACGCAAAUUGACUGCAAUUUUCAUUCUUACACUGAAUAGUAUUGCUUAGAGAUUUGAAUAUAAUUUGAGUAAAGUAUUUUUAUUAGAACUCAUAAAAAGGUAAACCGAUUAAGAAGAGAUGUUUAUUGUUAUGGGUGAAUUAAUUGAGUAAACAAAUGAUAUUUCAUUUUUAAAUACUCAUGAUUUAGUUUUAUUAAUUUUAAGUUAAAUUAGGACUAGAUAGAUUAUUGAAUCAACAUUUGGAGAGAUCGAAGAUAAAUAAUUGUAAGGUUAUUUAUUGGUAUUGAAAUCAUUAUUGAAGAGGGAUUCAUCUUUGUCAGAUAAUUUAAUUGAUACUGAAUUCUGUCAAUAUAUCUAUGAAUGUUUAUUUGAAAUGCAUAAUGAUUAUACAAUUUAUCCAUUCUAUAAGAGAAGUAAUACAAGGAAAAGAGCCUUUGAUUUAUUAUUGGAAUUAAGUAAGAUUAAAAAGCACUUCUUCCAAAUUCUACCUUUAAUUUAUAAGAAUCAAUAAAAGGCAAUUAUAUCAUCAAAUCUAAAUUGCGAAUUCGGAAUUAAGGGUUUUCAUGGAUAUGUGGGUCUCUUUAAUUUAAGAGCUACCUGCUACAUUAAUUCGCUUCUAUAAUAAUUAUUUAUGAAUUUCUAAUUUCGAAAGGGAAUAUUGAAUAGUUAAAUUCUGAUUACAAGAGAUACAGGUGAAUCUAUCCUUCUUUAGAAUCCCUCUUAAUUGACUCAAGAAUUAAUUUAGAAAUUGAAUGAACAUACAUUACAUCAAUUAUAAUUAGUUUUUAUUCAACUCUAAGAAUCUGUUAAAUAAUAUAUCAAUCCAAAAUAAUUUAUUCAGACACUUAAAGGAUUUGAUGGAUAGUAGAUUAAUCCUAAUAUUUAAGAAGAUUGUAAUGAAUUUUUUAAUUUGUUAACUGGAAAAUUAGAAUCAGAUCUGAAGCACACACUUCAACAUAAUUUGAUAAAUUAAAAUUUUGGAGGUACUUUGGUAAAUGAAAUUAAAUCACUAUAGUAAGAUUGUGAUUUUCAGAAAGAAACAGAAGAACCAUUUUUAACUGUUUCUAUUGAGAUUAAAAAUAAAUAGAAUUUAUUUGAAGCAUUAGAUUUAUUUGUUAAAUCAGAUGUUUUAGAUGGGGAGAAUCAAUAUUUUUGUGAUGAAGUUUAGCGUAAAAUUAAUGCUGAAAAAAGAUGUUACUUCCUGAAAUUACCUAAAACUUUUAUUUUCCAUUUAAAAAGAUUUGAGUUUGAUAUAAAUACGAAUACUCGUAGUAAAAUUAAUGAUUUUUGUGAAUUUCCACUUGAGAUAAAUAUGUUUAAGUGGACUCGUGAUAAUAUAGUUGAACAUAGAUAGCUGGAUAAUUUAUAAGAGUUUAUAUAUUAAUUGAAAGGUGUUAUUGUUCAUACAGGAAAUGCUGAAGGAGGACAUUACUUUUCAUACAUUAGAGAUCAUAAAAAUUAAUGGUUUGAAUUUAAUGAUAAAUUGAUAACUCCCUUUGAUAUUUUAAAUUUAAAGGAAUAAUGCUUUGGAGGUAACUCAAGUGAUGAUUAAUGGAGUUAAAAGACUAAUAAAAAUGCUUAUAUGUUAUUUUAUGAGAAAGUUAAACAUUAGGAAGAUAUAUCAAACUAAAAGACUUAAAUAGAAAUUGAAGAUUUAGAGUAAGAGUAAUGUAGAAAGAAUAUUGAUACAGAAAAUAAUAAUGAAGUAUAUUUGAGAAAUGACGUAAUUCGUUAAAAUACCUUGUAAUUGGUUAAUAAGUAUUUGAAUGAUAGAGAGUAUAUGAAUUUUAUAUAAAGUCUUCUAUAAUUUGGGAUGGAAAUUAUAGAAUUGUAAUAUGAUUUUGAAUUGCUUUAAUUUUUAACUGUCGGUACAUUUAAAUUGUACCUUUAAGAGAAGGAUUAAUAGUAAUUUUAGAAAAACCUAAGAAUUCUAAAUAAUAGUUAUUAUAAGGAUAAUUAAGCAUGUAUUUGGUUAUUGGAUUAUUGGAGAAACAAUAAAUAAAUAUUGAUUGAAUUUUUAGUAGAAUGUUAAAUGGUUGAGAGUGCUUAAUUAUUGAAUUUAGUAAUUGAAUAAGCUAGGAAGAUCGACAAGUCUUAUGUAGUAAGAUUCUUUUAGUUUUAUUUGAGCGAAUUGUUACCAAUAAUAAGAGAGAACUUAUAGAAAGGAGUUAAUUAUUUCGAAGUGAUAAUUUAUAAUUUGGAAAGCGAUGGAGAUUUGUUGAAAUAGAUAUAGAAUGAUGGUUAUUUUUAAGAAUUCUAUAAGAUAUUGAAAGAAAAUUUUAAGAUAGUAUUAACAUCUUUAAUCUUGGUAUGUGAAAUACUGGUAAAUGUAGUCGUGAGUUGUACAACAAUUGGUAUACAAGGAUUGAAGGGUUGUCCAACAUAUAAAUAAAAGGGAUCAUUAAGUUUAAAUAUUGAUCAAUAAUGGAUUGAAGAAUUGUUCAAGGAUCAAGAUUUUAGAAGGUAUAUCUUAUCAAUGGUCUAGCAUUAAAAUAAAUUGAUUUAAAUGAUUAAACAUAUAUGUUGGAAUGAUUAGAUUAUUAGUUCUAAAGUGAUUAUAUAGAUUGUUUGUCAAAUUUUAGAUAAAAAUAAUAAAUGGUAAUAGUUGGAAUAAAUUACAGAGAUUUUUGAGGAAAUUCUGAAGAUAGAUGAUGGAUUACAGGAGUUUAGAAUUCAAUUGAUAUUUUCAUAUGAAUAAAAUAUGGAACCAACCAAUUAGGGUACAAGUACAUCAAUAAUGAAAACUUUUUAAAAAGAUGAUUUGAAUUAUAGUAUAGGCAUAAUAUGUAUGCUUGCUUAAUUAGGGAGUAAUGUUAUUGGGUUUUCUGCAUAUCUUAAUUAAAAUAAAGUAGAUUACGAGCAUUUGUUGUAUAUAUUAUAAGAGUAUUUGUAAUUUCCUCAUCAACUUUAAUAACCGAUCUUAAAGAUUAAAAAUGCUAUCAAAUAGGUAAUUUAAUGUAUAGAAAUUAGUUACAAAGUAUUUUCAAAUUAGAAAUCGACUAACAGAUAUAAUUUGAAUAAACUGACGAUUAGGUGUAAUUUGAUAGAGAGAAUAAUGAUUUAUAAUUUGAUAGAAACAAUAGUUAGAUGUAAAUUGAUAGAGACAACAGUUAAAUAUAUUUGCAUCAAUACAAUAGUUAAAGAUAAUAUGAUGAGGAUUCACAAUAAAGCAAUUAAGCAUAAAUGGAUAACGACGAAACUGAUGAAAUUCCUGAAUGA
Molecule: messenger RNA, 6966 nt
Organism: Paramecium sonneborni
Lineage: Eukaryota; Ciliophora; Oligohymenophorea; Peniculida; Parameciidae
Source: the annotation of a GenBank genome assembly